This is a messenger RNA of Protopolystoma xenopodis, 738 nucleotides long. The record is from the annotation of a GenBank genome assembly. Lineage: Eukaryota; Metazoa; Platyhelminthes; Monogenea; Polystomatidea; Polystomatidae.
AUGGUCCGUGGUUGUUGCUGGGAUCAUAGGCGGUCGGACAUUGCCACAGCCGGACAAGCUAACAAACCAAGGCAUACAACAAUCUUUUCCCGAGAAAAGGCAGAAGACCCUUUCUCGUUCAGGCGAAGCAUUGAUCAGAAUUGGCAUGUUUGCGAAAAUGUGUGUCCGCCUCUGUAUGAGCCCACUCGGCCCAGAGAACAAUGUGGAAGGCGGCCGGAUCUCGUGUACUUGGACGGACAGUCCCCUCAUUUCGGUGCGUUGGCCCGGCUCCCUUGUCCUUUCACCCACCCCUUUGUCUGGUGCUUUGAGACGACACGUACAUGGUUUCGUGGCAAUCUGUCUGUGGCGUUGCCGUUGGGCAGGACAACUCUUCCCAACAGGAUCAAGUGGACAGAUCGUGAAGAGAAUGAAGCAAGCCAGGUCUUGCCCCCAUCUUCCCCCCCCUCCCCAGUCGCAGUCGUCGGCUCCUUCUCAGGAGGCCGUGGCAACAGACUUCUGCAAAAAGACACCUUUCUUGAAGCAGUGAUUCGAGCAAACAUGUUUAAAAGUGGAGGGGGAUCGGGCUCAGGACGACGGUUAGACGGCGUCAUAGAUCUCUUUUAUGCUCUUUGCAAGGAUGAGGCCGAACACGAUGCCAAUCAGUUGGAAGCAAAUCCCAGCAGCCGCGAUGCCGAUGAUUGUGCCGAAGUUGUUGCGAAGCCAAUCGAGCACUGGCAUGUAACAGCCCUGAAGGGGUGA